This is a messenger RNA of Canariomyces notabilis, 1540 nucleotides long. RefSeq lists its product as uncharacterized. Bases 497 to 1501 code for a protein of 334 amino acids. Gene Ontology annotation, molecular function: hydrolase activity, acting on ester bonds. The record is from RefSeq and is a predicted model, not a curated record. Lineage: Eukaryota; Fungi; Ascomycota; Sordariomycetes; Sordariales; Chaetomiaceae. The transcript has a single exon.
CCAUGGAGACCGGUACAGCUUCUCCAUCAUACGCAUCUAUUAGAACCUUGGUCCUGCGAGAUGCCAUCGAAUAGGGGUCAUAGUAUCCGAGACGAAGACAUGGAAUCCACUGUACGGGAUGCACUCUCUUUCCCCUUCUCUUCUUUUUUCCGCAUUUUGACAUGGAGAAUGCUUUUCUAUAGGGUAUUUUUGAGAGUCCCAUAAAGUCGAUUUAGGAUCCCUCAGGAUCGAAUCCCCUUUCCACUCAUGAGCUCAACCGCAAGCCGACUGAGUCAGGCCGGUUUUGGCCCCCAAAUCCACAGUCCCCAAUCACACAUACAUGGCAGAUACUGCAUCUCAAACUCCAAAGCAGUUAUGUUUAUAAAGCACACAGGAAUGUACCAAAAUAAAAUGCGUAAUGAUUCCUCCAGUUCAUUCUCCGUCAAAUUGCUCAGCUCCGCAAAUUGUCACACUACAAGUACUGUACAGUACAUACAACAAAACAACAAACUCAGACAUGGCGAACCCAGGGGAAACCGCAACAACACAAACAAACCCCUUAACCGCACCGCAAAGUCAAAUCAUGUCAACAAGCACCACCCCAAAGUCAAACCCCCAAGCAGAACUCAUCGCAUCCCUCACCAACCCCCUAAGGCCCUUCGCAAAGUACAAACUCCGCUCGUACCAAACCGCCCACACAGCGCACCUCCCCCUGCUGCAACACCACCACCAAAACCAUUACCAACGCCCAACCGUGGUCCUCCUAGGCGACUCAAUGUUUGAGCGCAUGACCACAACAGGCGCUUCGCCGAACCUGGUCGCGCCCUGGCCGUCAGCGGCCAUGCUUCCCGACGACCAACUCCCCCCGGGCAUGGAACGGUUGGAGGGGGUGUUUAAUGCUGGCGUGGGAGGGGAUAGGAUACAGAAUGUUGCGUUUCGGCUUGUGGGUCACGGUCACGGUGUUGGCUUGACUCAGAGUUCUGAUCCUGAAGCUCGUGCUGGAUCGGCUGGGGUUGAGGUGACUGACAAUGGAGAUGGAGAGGUGGGAGAGGAGAGGGAGGAAUUGACUGGGUUGAUGCAGGCGUUGGUGGAUUGUGGUGCGGCGGUCAAGCUGUGGGUUGUGCAGAUGGGCACGAAUAAUCUGACGGUUAAGAAAGGGUUGGUCGAUAAGGAUGUGGAGGCGAUGAAGGUUUUGCUUAGGGGGUUGUUGGCGUUUCCGCUGACAGGUAUGGAAGAGGGGCGUGAAUCGAUGGUUCUGGUGACGGGGUUGUUUUAUCGGAGGGAUGUCUCUCGCGCCUUGGUGGAUGAGGCAAACAAGAAGUUGGUGGUUAUGGUGAAGGAACUGAACGAGGAGGUCCAGCGAGAGGGGGUUGUCUUUCUCCCUGCAACGGAGAAGGUCAAGACGGAGGAGCACCUUGUCGACCAUGUGCACCUGAGCCUGGAGGGAUAUCAGCUCUGGGUCAGGGAGCUAUUUCCCGCUGUAGUCAGUUUGUUAGAGAAGGUCGGCGGAGACCCGGCUUGAUCUUACAUGACCAACGUUCAGCAAUUGAAUGGACGUUGA